Castor canadensis (American beaver) is the source of this 2746-nucleotide messenger RNA. The record is from RefSeq and is a predicted model, not a curated record. NCBI's taxonomy places the organism in Eukaryota, Metazoa, Chordata, Mammalia, Rodentia, Castoridae.
AUGUCCUGCAGCCACCAGGAGAGACGAUUAGAAAUCAGGACUGCAGGAAAGCCUGUAUACUCGCCUCCAGGCUCAAGCCCAGCCUGGUCCUUUCUAUUGGUCCACAGACUUGCCAUUUACUGUUGCACGCUACAGGUUUUCCAAUCAAACACGCGCUUGCCGGCAGGCCAGCGGCACAGCCAGUCACGAGGCACCUCCCAUUGGCUACUUUCCUGUUACUUUUAUUUUCCUCUCUAUCAUUGGUCGCCUUGGAGGCCGCUCUCUUCCUGCGCGGGCACUCCCAGAGAAGGGGUGGGUUGCCAGGGGAUCUGCUAACGACAAACGUGCGCGCGGGGUCCGUCCGGUGAACAAGCAAAGCAGGCGCGGGCUUGAGGUAGCUAGCUGUCCGAUGGACCGGAGCCUGUCGGUUUUCACCAUCCAUGACAGCACUUUUGGAGAUGCUCUCCAGGGUCAAAGCCACUACCAGCCAUCCCAAAGCCAGACUUGGAGCCCCAAGAGCCCAUCCAGGUCCCAGAGAUCCAGGCAUCCCAAAGCUCCCACGGUCACAGCCAGUUCCUCUGAGCUGUUUGAGGAGUCCUGGCCAUCCAGUUCAGGGACUUCUUCUUCACCCAGCACAACUGAAGGACGGAUGGACACCUCCCCUACACCUACCCUGACUGACAGUGGGGACUCAGUGAUGGCCAAGUAUAUAAACAGGUUCCGCCAAGCUCAGCCUACAAGCCGAGAGGAGCGCCAACCUGCUGGCCCAACUCCAGCUGACUUUUGGUGGCUGCAGCCUGAGUCCUCAGCUUCCAGCAGUCAACUUCCAGCAGGAGUCAAUAACCCAGAAGGAAGACCCAAUACAGCAGCAGUCCCAACACAUACCAAGGUGACCUCUGCAUCCCAGGCUGUGGCUCCCCUUCAGGAAAUAAAGCAGAGCCUCAACACAUGGAACUCAUCCCUGCUGGACCUGGAGACACUAAGCCUACAAAGCAGAGCUGCCCGGCUGCUCAAACGCAGCAAAGCCUCCAUCUCCUCCUCCUCACUCAGCCCCAGUGAUGCCAGCAACUCCUCCUUCCCCAUUAGCUCCGAUGGCAUCUCUCCCUUCUCUAUGGCCUUCACCCCUGACCCCAGCAAGAACUCUGGCCUCACAGCAUCUGGUAACCCAGGCUGGCCUCAAACUAGAAGUCCUCCUGCCCCGUCUCCUCAGUGCUAGGCUCUGGCUUCCUCCCAAAUGCCCCUUCGACCUGAGGAUGACAUUUUGUACCAGUGGCGCCAGCGGCGGAAGCUUGAACGGGCUCAAGGAGGCAAGGGUGAUGGAACGAGGGUGCAACCCCAGUCCCCAGCCCCCACCACACUGACCUCUCCUGCUCCUGCUGUGAUCCUUGGUUCCCUGGGGACCCAGCCUAACUCUGUCCCACCAUGGGGUAUCGUGGCUCAGCCUGGUCCCUCAGAAUCCUUCUAUGUAGAAAGACCUCCUAUUCCACCAGCGCCCUCUCCACAUAUCUUCUGGGCCCCCAGCCCCCACGGGUUCUUCUGGGCCCCACAGCCUAGUCCCUGGGUGUCUCUUGGGACCCUUCCUCCCACCCUGCUGACCUCUACCCCUACUCCCCCAGUCUCCAUUCUGGCUCCUCCAACCUCCAUCCCAGCGCCCUCGACCUCCACCCUGGCCUCUACCCCAGCUCCCCCAGCCUCCACCCUGGCACCCCCUGUUGCCCCUCAGAACCCGCCUACCCCUGAGCGAAGCAGCUCCGCCCAGCCCCCAAAGCGAAACCCCAAGCCUCGGAGGGCCAGAGCCUCGCACCCCUGGGAGGCUGCUAGGCAAGUCACGGACAUAGGCGAGGGGCCUGGCCCGCAGCUCAGAGGCGCCCUGGGCCAGGUGGUGACAGCUCGGCUGUUCCCCGACAGCCUGGAGGACACGCCCCCUCGCCUUGAGGGCUCGCGUCCACCCGAGGCCGCACCCGCCAAAGCCAAGGUUACGGCCCCUCGCCCCGAGGCCACGCCCCCUCCGGAAUCCCCGCCCAGGUCUAAGGCCCCGCCCUGCACAGGCAAGGCCACGCCCCCCUCAGGAAGGUCGGUACUUAGGAAAGGCAAAGCCACUGCCUCCGAUGACACCGGGUGUCUGCAGCCCGAGGUCUCACCGCCUGCAGCCGAGGAGGAGGCCCUGCCACCUGCGUCCAAGGCGGGGUUUCGUGAGGCUGUGGCCACGCCCUUGCCUGGCCAGGUCCCCUCGGAGGACUUGCUCUCGCAGGCUGUCCAACUUCUGCAAGCUGCGGAAGACUCCGAUGGCAGCGAGUUUCAAGACGACCCGGUGCUGCAGGUGUUAAGAGCUCAGAGAGCAGAGCUUCGGCAACAGAAAAGGGACGUGGACGCCCGAUUAUCUCUCCUGUUGGACCAUGCUGAAGAACCCGGAUCUUGGUCACCUCCAGCCAGGUUGCCCGCAAAGUCCCCAAGGAGGCGACUGCGGAGAGAAGGAGCCUCCCUGGAGGCUAUACCACUUUGAACUGUAUAAAUUCUGUUCUGCCCACUGAAGUAUUUUCCUCCCUAAACUUGCUCAAGCCCCUUUCAUCUUAAAACCUUAUAGUUGUUCUUCACAACUCUCUUCCCUCCCACAUAGUCAACCAGCAAAUUCUGUCAUUUACACAUUGAAAAUGUUCCCAGAAUUCAGCCCCUUUCUCCCACCUCACUCUAGGCUAUCACCUCCUCCCUGAACUGCUGGAAACCUGUCGUCAAUAUUAUAAACAUGUCCGCUCAUUCUUUGAUACAC